Thelazia callipaeda (thelaziosis nematode) is the source of this 846-nucleotide messenger RNA. Lineage: Eukaryota; Metazoa; Nematoda; Chromadorea; Rhabditida; Thelaziidae. The record is from the annotation of a GenBank genome assembly.
AUGUCACUACCAUCACUAGAUGAAAAUUCUCUGGAUGAUUUAUGCAAAUGGUUGAGUACUGUGCCAUUGUCAAAACCUAUAAAAAAUAUUGCUCAAGACUUCUCGGAUGGAGUACUGGUAGCAGAGCUAAUAGCACAUUUUCUGCCCCGCUAUGUGAACUUGACUAAUUUCACUUCAGUUAGCUCUAAAGCUUUAAAGCGGUACAAUUGGGAAACACUAAACAAGAUGGUAUUUGUACAUCUGAACUUCAGUAUGAAGAACAACUUAAUUCAAAAAGUGGCAUCAGGUCAGCCUGGUGCUAUAGAAUUCGUUUUAUUUCGCUUGCGUGAAAAAAUUGGGCAGGCCUUACAAGAAGGACGCUUUAGACCUGGCAGACGACGAAGUCAAAGUGCUGUAGGGAGAACUGGAAGUAAUCUUAGCAUAGAAGAAUUUAAUAGUGAAGCAGAAGUAAUGACGCGACCACCAGUACAUGAUGAAGUACAUGGAAAUCAUAUAAUAGCACCGAUGGAUUUAUAUCAUUUUCGAUGUGAUGACAACAUAUCCAUUUUAAUGCAGAAAUAUUACCAAUGCCAACGCAAUCUCUUAUCAAGGGAUGAGCAAAUACAGAAGCUUUAUGCUAGAAUUCGACAUCUAGAACGGUUAAGUCAGUUGAAGGAAGAACGAAUUCGAGAACUUACGAAGGAAUUGGAUCAAAUAACUUUAUUUCAAUAUAAAGAAAAGCAUGCUAACUUGAUAUUGCCAUUUUCUGUGGAUCAGAAAGAAAUCGUUACACCACCGGGUAGCAGUGAUGACCAAAGCUUUAUCACUAGUAAUUCGUUAUCUCCACGAGAAUCAGAUACCAAAUAA